GCCAGCUCAGAAACUGGAGGUGUUCCCUGCAGGAGGGAGGUGAGCGACACUUUGGGGCAGAUGCAUGUUCAGGAAGCCUGUGCCAGAGGUUCCUUGUAUCAAAUCAUACCUUCUGCUGCCUCCAAGGGGCUGCCAGGAGCCUCCAAGGAGGGUUGUGUGUGUGCUGGGGGUGGGGAGGGGUGUUGAAAAGAGAGUUAUUAAUUCAGCAGAGAGAGAGAAGUGGACAGAGAGACAGGCAGAAAUCUGAGUGGCUCCUAACUGAGGUCCAGCCACCGUGCUGGGGUCACUGUGCUGCCCCCCACCUUUAUCUAUGGUCUCCUAGCUCACCUCUCCACACAGGGGUUGCCUGGCACACUGAGGGAGACAGCCAUUAUGUUUUAAGGAGUAUUUUGGGGAACCCCUUCCACGGGGGCAAGGGCUGGAGGCUGUGGGGCUGGGGCAGAGCUCUUGUGACUGGCCUUGGGGUCUUCCUCCAGCCUGGGGAGAGGGGAAAGUCUGGAACAUCAACACGUCCCAUCCCAGGUGCUGGGUGACCCAGAAGUGGCUGGGGGCUCUAGAGAAUGUGGCUGGGGUGGGAAUCCUAAGCCUACAGGGGAGUGGGCAGGCAGGAGAUGUUGGAUCAACCCUCCCUCCCCUCCCCCCCCCUUCCCUGCCUUUGACUCUCUCUCCCUCCCAUUUUCUUCACAGAGUUUUUGGUUUCAUCUAUGAUAGGAAGGGUAGCUUCACUAUUUGAGGGUGUGUGUGUGUGUGUGUGUGUGUGUGUGUGUGUACCGCCUCAGGGAGGACCCUCUCAUCUGCCCCUAUGAAUUGUGGUGAGGUGAGAGAGAGAGAAUCUGAGUUUGGCUACAUGAGCUUGUGUCCAUGUCUGAUGCAUUUAAUUUUGUAAGGGAGGGUGUGCGCCAGGCACCUACCUCUGGGUAAAUGUGUCUGUAUAUGGAUCUUCGUAUAUACGUAUCUCUUUGUAAUACCUGCCGCUGCCUGCCUGUGGUUUCGUAGUAUGUGCAUAUCCCUUAGUAGGGGUCUGGGUGUCCUCGUAUGUCUGUCUCUCUGGGUAUAUGCGCUCUGACUGUGUCUUUGUUGAUCUUGCCUGUCUGUGUGUACGUGCAUGCUUGUGCGUGGCCUCUGGGUCCGCCUUUGCCCCCAGCCAGCAUGGGUAUCUGGCCAUCUCUGCGUGGUACCACCUCUGUACGGGCACACCUCAGUGUGCCAAGAUGGACUCAUCACGAGGAGAUGUGUGUAAGUGUGUGCGUGGUGUUUGUGCCUAUUGCCAUCUCUGUGGGUGCCCACGGAUCUCAGGGUGUGAGUCCCUGUGCUCUUCUGUGUAUCUUUCUAAGUGAUGGUGAAACAGCAGGAUGUGGUUUGCCCAGACCUUCUCCCUUGGGUGGCAGCCAGAGUGAUGUUAUUUCAUAAGACACCUGCUCUGUGCCCCUGCCUCGGCCUCAGGUGGACCCCCAGGGGUGGCCUCUUCUCUGCCACUCAGUUUGUUUGUAUUUGACCAGAGCAAUAACCCACCCUCUUGAGGCAGCCGUCCAAUGAGCCGUGGGUCCCAGCCGUGGACCUCUGGCUAGGGUUGGGAGGAGAGGGGCUUAGCGAGGGUGUUCUGCUGCAAAAGACCAUCACAGAAGACCUCCCCUCCCCCUCGCACACACAUAUCUGACCCUAUCGUGGGUGCCAGGCUGUGUGGUGCUAUCCUGGGGCAGGCUUGGGGUCUGCAGCGUCUCCCUUCAUUUGAGCGUACCCACAGCCAGGCGGUCACGUGUAUGCAUGUGACAUGACUCAUGCAUCAUCCCAGCGGCCCUGGGGGCCAGGGUUCACUGUGAAUGUCAGCAGCAGACGGUGGGUGGCACAGAGGAGCGAUGUGGGAAGGGUGCUGGGGGAGUACCCAGACGCCACCGGAGAGGUCCUGACCUCAAAUCAACGUGUGCCCUAGGCCUUGUGUGGGAGAAAAGUGUACCCAGUUGGGAGGAGGGCCUGGAAGGCAUUUCUGGGUGACUGUGUUGACUGGAGGGAGAGACUAAAUCACCAAGUGCCCUGGCACCCCUUCUUCAAAUCGCCUCCACACCUAGUUCCUUUGUUCCUCAGACCCAUUCCUGUCCUGCCCUUUCCUCCUCACCCAGCCAUAAUUCCCACUUCACAGAUGAGGAAACAGGCUCAUAGACUAAGUGUACAGCCCAAGGCCUCAGAGUUCAAUGUCUCUGGCACUCCAUUGCAGGCCUCUGGACUGCAGGUCUGGGAGGGGUGGUCUGCCACAAUUCCACAUUCCUCCACCUUCUCCUCCCCUCCCCUGGGAACCCACAUAGGGGUGAGGGGCUUCUGUGCGUCUGAGAAUUCUAGGAAGAGGCCCCUCCUCUCUCCACCAGCCCUCCCCUUCUGGCAUCCCCAUUACAAAUAACUCAUUAGAUUAAAGAUUGAGCUCCCAGCUCCAACACCUCCGGAGGUUCCCCACGAGGCCUGAAGGUCAAAAUCCCCAGUAUUCACUGCAGAGCCUUCCAGCCGCAGGCACCGCCCCCUCCCCUCCAUACCUCCACUCUGCCGUGACUUCGUGAACCUGCCCUGCACUUUCAGCUUGGGCCAGGCCCACCCACUGCCUGGGAUGCCCCUGUCCUGGUGAAACUUCACUUUUCCUGCAGUGAAACCUAAUAGACUCUCCCCCGCAGACCUACGGCUUUCCACGCGCUCCUGUGUGAUCCCAAAGCAUUUUGCUGGUGCCUCCCUAGCGCCCUGUUUGGCUCUCGCCUGUGAGCUCCUCUAAGAACUGACCGGUGCACGUGAUGAAUGAAUGACUCUGUCCCUCCCGCUGGCGGGACACCUUUCCUGAGGUCUCGCCUCCGUCGCUCCGGCUGCAGCGCCCGCAGCGGAGGAGGUCGAGCGCGCGCUGGGCGACAGCCGGGGCAGGUGAGCCCCGGGGCGCCGCCACCCGGCCCGCCACCCCGGCCCUCGCCGGCUGCUGGCGCCUCUUCGCCCCGGUUACCGCUAGUGGCUGCUGUCGCUCAGUGGAGCCCAAGGAGACCGCGGCCAGAGCGUCCACCGCGCAAGAUGGUGGCUCCCGAGUCUCCGCGUGGAGAGGUGGGGACAAGGUCGAAGGACAAUUAGGAAGUUGGCUGGUUUUGGCCGCUGGCUGGACGUGGCCUUCUGGUCCUGAACGGCUCACCUGUCAUCGUGCCUGGGGCGGUGGAAGCAUGAGCGAGUCUCCCACCGGCAGAGCGGGAAUAACCGUUCCCAGCUAAGUUAGAUGGAUGGUCCCCAUUAGCCUGGCGCGCUGCUCCCCUCCUCCCCCCACAAUUUCCAUUGUCAAGGGAGGUGCUGCCGUGUGUGGGGGGAGCCUGGGGGACCAGAGCAUUUGGGUGGGGUCGGGGGUGCCCUGCCCCUUGAGCAGGAAUGGUACCCCCGGGGAAGAAACCAGCCGGAGAGGCCUCCAACUCCAACAAAAAAUGCAAGCGUUACUUUAAUGAGCACUGGAAAGAGGAGUUCCCCUGGCUGGACUUCGACUACGAGCGGAAGCUGAUGUUUUGUCUCGAGUGCCGCCAGGCCCUGGUGCGGAACAAGCACGGCAAAGCCGAGAACGCCUUCACCGUGGGCACCGACAACUUCCAGCGCCACGCCCUGCUGCGCCACGUGACCUCGGGGGCUCACCGCCAGGCUCUGGCUGUCAACCGGGGCCAGCCCACUUUUGAGGGCCAAGCUGAGGGAGGAGGGGCCUACCCAGACCUGGCCACCACCCCCACCUCCACGGGCGUCAAGGUGGAGGUGGACCCGGCCAAAGUGGCGGUGCUGACCACGGUGUACUGCAUGGCCAAGGAGGACGUGCCCGACGACCGCUGCUCUGCCCUGCUUGAGCUGCAGAGGUUCAACCUGUGCCAGGCGCUGCUGGGCACGGAGCAUGGCGAUUACUACAGCCCCAGGAGGGUGAGGGACAUGCAGGUGGCCAUUGCCAGUGUCUUGCACACAGAGGCCUGCCAGCGCCUGAAGGCAUCCCCAUAUGUGGGGCUGGUGUUGGACGAGACCAGGGACUGGCCCGAGUCCCACAGUCUGGCCUUGUUUGCCACUUCGGUGUCCCCCUGUGAUGGCCAGCCUGCUACCACCUUCCUGGGCAGUGUGGAGCUACAGGAGGGUGAGGCCACCGCUGGCCAACUCCUGGACAUCCUGCAGGCCUUCGGCGUGCCUGCACCCAAGCUGGCCUGGCUCAGCUCGAGCCUCCCCAGUGACCGCCUUGGGCGUGUGGGCCCACAACUCCGGGCCGCCUGCCCGCUGCUCACCGAACUACACUGCCUCCCUGGCCGGACAGAUCCCGAGCCCCCUGCCUACCUAAGCGAAUAUGAAAGUGUGCUGGAUGCCCUAUUCCGCCUCCAUGGUGGCCCCAGUUCUCACAUGGUCCCUGAGCUGCGGGCAGCACUGGACCUUGCAGCUAUUGACUUGGCAGGACCGCGGCCAGUGCCCUGGGCCUCCUUGCUGCCUAUCGUGGAAGCAGUGGCUGAGGCUUGGCCUUGCCUGGUGCCCACACUGGAGGCCUCUGCUCCAGCCUCCCCUACAGCCAGGGCACUGGCCCUCGCCCUGCGCCAGUUCACCUUCGUGGCCUUCACCCACCUGCUGCUGGACACUCUGCCAUCCAUGCAGAAGCUCACCCUUGUCCUGCAGCCUGAAGAGCCGGACUUGGCCUUGUUGCAACCCCUGGUGAUGGCAGCCGCAGCCUCCCUCCAAGCCCUGCGCAGCUCGGGUGGGGCGCGCCUCCAGGGCUUCCUGCAGGAGUUGGCGUCCUCCAGCUCUGACUUGGGCGGUGGGCGCUGCACCUACCGCGGCGUGGAGCUGGUCGGCUACUCCGAGGCUGCGGUGCGGGGCUUGCAGCGGCUGCGAGGGGCCUUCCUAGACUCCAUGCGGCGGGGGCUGCGGGACUCCUACCCCGGGCCCUCUCUGGACGCCGUGGCCGCCUUCGCGGCGAUCUUCGACUCGCGCGGCUACCCGCAGGCCCCCGAGGAGCUGGGCGCGCACGGCGAGGGGGCACUGCGGGUGCUGCUGCGCGCCUUCGCCCCCGCCGUGGUGCGCCAGAGGGCGCUGGGUGACUUCGCGCUCUUCAAGCGCGUGGUGUGCAGCCUCGGGCGGCUGGGCCCGCGGGCCUUGUGCGCCAAGCUGGCCUGCGCGCGCUCCGAGCUGCACGAGCUCUUCCCGGACUUCGCCGCCCUUGCCGCCCUGGCCUUGGCGCUGCCCGCAGGCGCCGGCCUCCUGGACAAGGUGGGCCGCAGCCGGGAGCUGCGGUGGUGGGGGCAGAGCGGAGCAGGGGAAGGCCGGGGCGGCCCGGCGGUGAAGAUCGCCGUGGAUGGGCCCCCGCUGCACGAGUUUGACUUUGCACUGGCCGUGGAGUUCUUGGAGAGUGGGUGGGCGGAGGGGCUCCUGGGGUCACAGCUCACGUGAGGGCGGCCCCCUUCCCUCCGCCCAGACAGCCUGGGGCCCUGAGCACUCUAGGGGCCAAGACAGACUCUAGGUGACCGUGCUGCACCCAAGCUGACCCCCUAACUGUGGCCUUCCAACCACCUGCCCUGUGCUUCCUCCGCUCCACGCUGAGUACUAACCCAGCCCCGUGGGCUGUGGAGGAAGGGCUGUGUCGAGGGGGUCCUGGGCGAGCCCACGGAGAUGCUGGGUUUGGGGACACCCUCAGGAUCACUCCUGCCCUUGCCAGAGUUUGGGGAGUAGUAGCUCACCAUUUUCCCUCUGGACCCAGCCCAGGUUUGGGCCAUAGAAAAGCUGAGGAGUCUUGGUUGGAGGGAGAAAGGAAGACUGGGUCUGAGGGAUUGAGGGAAAGGGGAAUGGGUCCUUGGCUGUUAGCUCCCCGCCUGGCAGCAUCUCUUCUCUUCAGAUAGGACUAGACGGCAGAUGACUUCCUGGGUGUCGACACAGCACAGCACCCUCUCUGUGCACAAGCUACCAGUUCAAGGGAGGUGGGGGUGGUGCCCUACCUCCCCCACCCACUGGUAGGCUGCCUGUAUGUGGCUGUGUAUAUAGAUAUACACAUCUACAAAUGUAAAAUAAAUCUAUCCUAUCUUGCAUAUCGUUAACACACAAAAAAUUGAAAAGGACUUCUUCCGGCUUUGCAAUGACAGAGUCCAGAAAAGUUUCAACGGACUGCAUUUAUUUCUAAUGUUUUUCUUCCUCAAAGUCUGGUUGCUCCCCAAAGUUCUGAGCCUUCCCCCGCCCUUGCCUCAGACCUUUAAGACCAAAGACUGUAAAACCACAGGGCUGGAAGGGCCAACUCUGAGGACCAGCCUCGGGCCAUACCCAGGAGCUGGAGGGCUUUUUGCCUCCUGGGAAAAGGAGUUGGGGCCUCGCCAGAGCUGGGGUGGGGAGGGGGGGAGGACACAUCCCUUCAGAUUCCAAUGGGUUUCCCAUCCCCUCUGUCAGCCUUGCUGUGACUGUGUGGGCAUUAGUGAGAGGGGUUUGGGUUUAACUUGCAAUAAACUGGAAACCCAGUGCA
Messenger RNA from Felis catus (domestic cat), 6463 nucleotides. Its product is annotated as transmembrane protein C17orf113. Gene Ontology annotation, cellular component: nucleus. Gene Ontology annotation, molecular function: nucleic acid binding; zinc ion binding. Lineage: Eukaryota; Metazoa; Chordata; Mammalia; Carnivora; Felidae. The transcript has 4 exons. The record is from RefSeq and is a predicted model, not a curated record. The coding region runs from base 3379 to 5406 and encodes 675 amino acids.